Molecule: messenger RNA, 123 nt
Organism: Colletotrichum lupini
Lineage: Eukaryota; Fungi; Ascomycota; Sordariomycetes; Glomerellales; Glomerellaceae
Exons: 2
Coding region: 1-123 (40 amino acids)
Source: RefSeq, a predicted model, not a curated record
AUGAAGUCUGAACUCACUGCCCAUCGGUCACUUGCGCAUCCGACCUCCGACCUCUGGUGCUUCUUUUUUCCCGUUUCUCGACCGACACCAAAGGACGCUCGCGAGCUCACCAUCUUUGAAUGA